AUGUCUCAGGAGCAGAAGCAACAGAAGGGCGACCCUAUCUUGGAGGGCCAGGAGCCGGGCAUCCAGCGCGGAAAGAAGGAGAACGUCUGCCUCCACACCAGCUUCGAGGGCGACAACUCCCUCAUUGAGGACACCGAGCGCAUGAGCCGCAAGCUCUCGGGCGAGCGAGAUGAAGUCGUGCGGGGCGACGUGAGGGAGGGAGUUGAGACCCGCCUGCACACCACCACCGCCGAGCCUCGGUUCAACGUCAUGUCCACCACCGCCAGUGGGGCUGCGGACCUCCCCGAUACCAAGCUGGGCGGCGAUGUGAAACACCUCGGUGAAAGCGUGUUGCAUCACAAGACCAAGAUGGUCGGCAAGGAGACGCCGCUUGAGCCCAGCGUGCUCGACCCGGGCUUCACGGGCAUGACCGCCAACAAGUCAAGCAGCAACCAGUGA
Molecule: messenger RNA, 438 nt
Organism: Acanthamoeba castellanii str. Neff
Lineage: Eukaryota; Discosea; Longamoebia; Acanthamoebidae
Exons: 3
Coding region: 1-438 (145 amino acids)
Source: RefSeq, a predicted model, not a curated record